UCUUAAGUCAACUGUUGAAUUAGUCAUCCUAAAAGCGGUCUAGAUUCAUGUAAUUAUAAAAUUUCAUCAAUUCUUGGAAGUGUUGUUCCUUAUUCUUGGUCUGAAAAGUGAAAAGCAAAAGAGAAGACAAAUUUCAGUUUCGUAGUGUUUUUUUUUUUUUUUGUAGCGACGACCUGUCCUUUUUGGGAGCAGACUUACACAGUCAAUGUUAUUCUUUCCAACGUUCUGAUCUUCCAUGUGGACCUCUCAUGGAUGGAAGUUUCUGCAGGGGAAAACGAGUAGUCUUCGGCUAUAAUGGUUAGGCCUAUAGCCAACCAAUUCUAAAGCCUUUUUUGGCAGGUGGUAAGAGAAUUGCGAGGACAUGGACAAUUAAAUCUGCUUGUUGCUCAAUUCAAUUCAUCUCCCCAGCUAAUUAAUUUUCUCCUAAGAAAAUGGAUAAAUCAUGCUUAGGAAACAUAUGCAUCCUCGAGAUUAACUUGCUUGUUGGCUUUGUUAUUAUACUCAGCCUAUUGGUACCAGGAUCCCUGAAAUUUGCAUCGGCCUUGGGGAACGAAACUGACAGAAUAGCUUUGCUUUCUAUAAAGAAUCAGCUUGUUGGUGCUUAUCCAGGAGCCCUCGAUUCAUGGAAUGAUUCUCUCCACUUUUGUGAGUGGCAAGGUGUUACAUGUGGUCGUCGCCACCAGAGGGUCACUGCUCUGGAGUUGUCUGGUUUGAAACUAGCUGGGUCCUUGUCUCCUUCAAUUGGCAAUUUAACCUUCCUCAGAAGACUUAAUCUAUCUGAUAAUAGAUUGCAAGGUAAAAUACCCAAGGAAGUUGGCUACCUAAGGCGACUACGUGUCUUUGAGUUGUUUCGAAAUAGUCUCCAUGGAAGAAUACCUGUAGAGCUUGCCAAUUGCUCAAACCUUCUAACAAUUCAUUUAAAGCAAAAUAACCUCACUGGCGAAAUUCCUUUCCAGUUGGGUGAUUUUUCAAAACUCAUCGAACUCUCCUUGGCUGCUAACAAUUUAGUUGGGGGUAUUCCAUCUUCUUUAGGAAACCUUUCGUCAUUGCGGGUUCUCUCGCUUGCUUACAAUCAUUUGGAAGGAAAGAUCCCUGAUGCUCUAGGCGGGGCCUCAAACUUGAGAAACCUUUAUCUCGGUUCCAACAACCUGGGAGUCUUACAGCUGUAAUUGGCAUUCCUUUUCCAAAUCUUCGAUCCUUGGGUAUUGGAGGAAAUCAAUUAAUUGGUACUAUUCCAAUGUCAAUAUCUAAUAUGUCUAAUCUGGAGAACUUUGACAUUGGUA
Messenger RNA from Theobroma umbraticum, 1283 nucleotides. The record is from RefSeq and is a predicted model, not a curated record. NCBI's taxonomy places the organism in Eukaryota, Viridiplantae, Streptophyta, Magnoliopsida, Malvales, Malvaceae.